AUGUCCGCCGCUUUCCGGAACGAAUUAUCGUCCUCACUGACCAUACCUUCGGCAGGGCAGCAAGAGAACAGCUUUAGUGGAGCCAAAAGUUUCUCAAAGAGGAUACCCUGCGAGAAGUUGCAGAGGCUGUCUCAGCAGUUUCAGCGUGAGUGUUGCGUUGCUGAUGUUCAGAGGAGGUUGACAGCCCUGAAGGAUAAAUGGAGAAGGGUAGAGAGGAUUAAAUCCCUUGGUUCUGCGUCAUGGGAUCAUGCUACUAGGACUAUAUACAUACGAGAAGAAGAUUACCAACAGUAUGCCUUGGAUCACUCGAAGGAUUCAGGGUUGCUGAAUAGGCCUAUUCAGGAUUAUGAUGAGCUUUCUUUCAUCUUCGGUGAUGAAUAUGAUCCAUCAGCAGCUGAAAUUCAGUUGGAAAGGGAUCAAAACACUCACUCUGACGAUAGUAAUAUAUCUGAAGAUCCCAUGGAGCAGAAGAUAGCUAAUGAGGAUAUCCGCUACUUAGUUCUGAAGAUUGGAGAGCUAAUAGAUGCUGUGAAAAGCUUGAAGCCCAGAGACUUUGCCGAAGACUAG
This is a messenger RNA of Miscanthus lutarioriparius, 567 nucleotides long. NCBI's taxonomy places the organism in Eukaryota, Viridiplantae, Streptophyta, Magnoliopsida, Poales, Poaceae. The record is from the annotation of a GenBank genome assembly.